Molecule: messenger RNA, 242 nt
Organism: Funneliformis geosporum
Lineage: Eukaryota; Fungi; Glomeromycota; Glomeromycetes; Glomerales; Glomeraceae
Source: the annotation of a GenBank genome assembly
CAUCUAAUUUAGCGGUCACUUCUCCGGAAUUAGUUUCGGGUAAAUUAAGGUUGCCGGCAAUAUUGUUCCCAGCUAAUAAAGCAUUUAAGCGGGUGAUAUCAUUUUGGAUAGCGGUUCCGUCAAUCGCUCAAGCCGCUCGGGUGCUAUCAUCCGUGUCUCGAGCCGUGUGUAAAGCGGUUAAAGCGGUUACUUUGGCACGUUUGUUAUCAUCCGUAGCUUCAACUUGCGUGAUAACAGUAUGA